CUUCAAUCAAAUUUGCAAGCUUUGGAACACCAGAGGGAGUUUGUGGAAGCUUUCAGCAGGGAAGUUGCCAUGCCCGACACUCAUAUGACGCUUUUGAAAAGAAUUGUGUUGGGCAAGAGUCUUGCUCAGUGAGUGUGACACCAGAGAAUUUCGGAGGUGAUCCAUGUCGAAAUGUAUUGAAGAAACUCUCAGUGGAAGCCAUUUGCAGUUGAUCACCAUGAUGGUAUUAGUGGUUUUCAGUGAUUUUUCUUAAACACCGCGAUAGAAAUAGUUUGAACACUCAACAUUUCUCGAAGAAGCUACUACACAUCCAAAAAUCAGCACCUACCAUUUUUUGGCUUUGCUGGGGAUGAAGUUGUACAGUUAAGCAACACACCUCUUUCAUCAAAGCUCACCUGAUUCUGUACAUGUUAGUUACUGAGAUUGGUGUUGGCCUGCUACUGUAAAACAAGAAUUUGAGGUUUGUUCCAAAUGCACAUAGGGAUGAUCUGUAAUGAGUCCAUUUUGUGCAAAUUUUGUUUGCGCUAGACUUGGCAAGCAUUUCGCUUCCAUGAACUUCCAUUGUAUAAACAAUGUAAGAAAAGCAAUUAUUCAUUGCUUUGCACAUUAAUAGUUUAACAAUGUUGCAGUAACAGCAAGCUCCUUUUUCUCAUUCUUAUUCA
Molecule: messenger RNA, 662 nt
Organism: Nicotiana tabacum (common tobacco)
Lineage: Eukaryota; Viridiplantae; Streptophyta; Magnoliopsida; Solanales; Solanaceae
Source: RefSeq, a predicted model, not a curated record